This is a messenger RNA of Microbotryum saponariae, 856 nucleotides long. The record is from the annotation of a GenBank genome assembly. Lineage: Eukaryota; Fungi; Basidiomycota; Microbotryomycetes; Microbotryales; Microbotryaceae.
AUGUCCCUCAUCACCCACCUCUCGUCGCUCGCCGAACAUGACCGCUUGAUCGCAGCCAAGAAGGACAAGCUCGUCGUCGUAAGUGUUGGCGUUGAGCACAUCCUGGCCGCCUCCCCACUUCACACUUGGCGUGCCCCAGCACAGCAUCGUCGCAUAACAUGUGCACAUCACAUGAGCUAGCCAAUGCCGAAAACGUCCUCUACUGUGAGAUUGACGUUCUCCAGACCUUUUCUCGCACAGAUCGACUUCCAUGCAACAUGGUGCGGCCCCUGUCAUGCGAUCGCACCCAAGUUCGACCAGCUCUCCAAGAUUUACCGCGACGCGACCUUCUGCAAAGUCGACGUCGAUGCCGCCAAGGAUAUUGCUCAAAAAUACUCGAUCCGAGCCAGUACGUCGCUUGAGACAACAUCGCUCGCCCUCUCCUGAACCCCCGGGUGCUGAGCCCGAGCCCGAAGUUGAGCCGCCACGUCCCACCGAGCUCGGCGUCGACUUUUCUUUCCGAAUCGGGGCGCAACAGCGCACAGGGCAUUAUGCUGACAUGAGAAUAUCUCAAUCAGUGCCAACUUUCGUCCUGACCAAGAACGGCUCCAAGCUGAACGAGAUCAGAGGCGCCAACGCAGCCGGUCUGGAAGCCGCGAUCCGAAAACACAGCUCGUCUUCCGCAGGAGGUGGACCCGUAUUCCCUGGGUCAGGACAUACACUCUCGGGAGCACCGGCAGCAGGGGCAGGGGCAGGAGGAGAGGGUACGCCUGGGUCGGGGUUCCUCAAGGUCAUUGUCGUGGUUGGGUUGAUCUGGCUCUGGGUCUCGUACGCUAGGAAGGCCGAGGCCGUCGAUGCUCAGGUUUUGGGUCUCUGA